AAAUAAAAAAGGUGUUUUUUACUACCUCAUUCUUGACUGCUCCACACGACUUCAACAAAUUAUGAAACAACAGGUUGCACACAGUGUUGCUUCUGUUUAUCCACUGGUACGGUUUCCUCAAGGCCCUGUGUUAGGACCUGUUGUAUUAUUGAUUUAUAUAAAUGACAUUUUGGUAAUUAGAAUAAAAAGUGCAUUGACAGUUUAAUCCCCAAGCCCAAAAUAUGAAUAAUCUUUAGGGAAGUACCCCUCAGUUACAUUGACAAAAAAUACUCAUAAGGUCGGAUACCCAAGUAACAUGUAACAAUAUUACAUCCAAAAUCAAAAUAGACGGUGAAUGCAUCCAAAACCUGGGAAACAACUAUCUUGGGUACUAAGACACAAAGGAAUUUUGGGAACUGAAAAGGAAGACAAGAGGAUCUGCAAGAUCACACAUAGACCUUAAACCUAUACCGUAGGGUAUACAAUGAGGAAGAAGAAACUGCCACCCACAUCUUCGAUGCGAACCAACUACUCAAUGCAGCAAUGACCUGGGAUUCAAAGAAAACCCAGGAAAUUGUAGCAACAGCAGUCAAUGACCUAGUAUUUCUUAAGACAAAGAUCGAUGCAGGUGCAGGUCAAUUGCAUUAAACACUAGGAAAAGUACAGCCAGAAAGCUUGGGGACGUAAAACCCCUACUUCUAAAUUCUUCAUCAUCCUAUUAUUAUUUUUUUAUAGAUGAUCUUUAGCUCGUGAUUCGGGUAGUAAGUGGAUACUCUUAUCAAGGCUUUCCUAUCCCCCUUCAAAGAAAUUGUGUCCUUGUGAGGUAUUGUGAAUAAUAUCUGUUGACCUUAAUAAGCCAAAUGUCAGGGUUUUUCUGAAGGGGUAGGUUGAGCACAAAAGAGGGUACAUUGAACAAAAAUCCUCAUAAGAACGGAUAGCCAAGUAGCUAUUAAAGCAUUAGCACACAAAAAAUCACAUCAAAAACCUAGGCAACACAACUAUUUUAGGUACCAGGAUACAAAGAAAAUUUAGGUAAUGAAAAGGCAGGCAAACUGGCCAGAGAAUGAUAUGCAAGAUCAUGCAUAGACGCUGAAACUAUUCUUGAAAUAACCAUAUGAACCAACCACUCAAUGCAGCCAUAACUGCCUUUCAAAGAAAACCCAAGAAAUUGUAGCAACAGCAGUCAAUGACCUAGUAAUUCUUAAGAGAAGGAUCGAUGCAGGUGCAGGUCAAUUGCACCGAACAUUAGGAAAAGUAUAGCCAGAAAGCUUGGGAAACAAAAACCCCAACUUCAAAGUAUAUUCAUAAUCAUCCUAUUAUAUUUUUCUUGUUUUAGACUAUCUUUAGCUCUUAAUUCGAGUAGUGCAGUAGUAGAUACUCUUAUCACAUCUUUCCUAUCCCCCUCCAAAGAAAUUGUGUCCUUGUGAGGUAUGUGAACAAUAUCACGUAACCUUAAUAAGCCAAAAGUUAGGGUUUUUCUGAAGCUGAAAAUGGUUCGUUAAGGUUAUAACGAAUACUUGAGUGUUUUAUUAAAUUCCUGUUUUCCCUCAAUAAUCACCUCAAACGGUAGCAAAGUUUAACGCUUUGGUCACUGCUUAAUUCUUUACGAAGUACCGAGCUUUGUUUUGUAAUGCUGGUCAAAUUGUAAACUUUUCAACACGUCGACUCCGUCGAAAAACCGCUGAGAUUUUUUUUAUCAGAUUCCCCUGGAAGUUCUAUUUUAUAAAAAGUCACUUACUAUCAAGAACUCACUUUUUAGCAAUGCUAAAAAAUUACUAAAAAUGUUAGUAAUGUAAAUGUGAGGAAGACGUGAACGAUCAGUAUUGACCCCUUGUCUUUUACUACUUCUUUCUUUUUCUCUUUCUUUACUUUCAGAUUGAAAAUUUCAUAUUAUACAUUAUUUCUGCCAGUGUAUAAAGUCUCUUGAUGAGCCUUGAUGUAAAAUGCUAUGUAAAAAUAAGAUUCUUUGAAUCAACUUUAUACCUAUAUAUCUGGGAAUGUUAAAACAUGUUAGCUGUAUAAUGAAAACUUCAACUUCUUCUUGUUCGAGCUAUGAUUAUCCUAGGGAGUGAAUCACCUCGUCUGUAACCGUUGACGAAGUCCCCAACCACCCCAGGCCGGAAAUAAGCAGAAGCCCUACUUAGUUACGAUCAUAACAUGUCACGGUUGAUGAUAAAUGAACCCAUGCGCACUUUGUUUAUAAGUCCCUCCACUGGCAUAAAGGGCUCAAACGUGCACGGUCAACUAUCGAGAAUUUCACAGUUCAAUUUAUUUAUAAUAUGAAGGGAAGCAAGGCAGACCAAUUAAACACAGACAUUGGGACAUCAGUUUUGACCAAAAUCUCUUCCUCGAUGAAAGACGAAUGUUUGGACAAUUUAAUGGUGACGAAUCAAAGGGUGGAAUUCCAAAGGAAUGAAAAGCUAAAGCGAUAUUUUCAAAAAGCGAGUAGCAUCCUUCAGUCGAUUAAAAGCCAGCAGGAGGAAAUGAAUGAUGCCGAACAGCUAAAGUCAGCCGAUUUAAUCUUGCUUCAACUAAGGCUGAGAAAUAUGGAGCAUAAAAUUAAACAGUUGCAAAGUAGUUUGAAAAUAAAAAUUACCCGUUUGGCUCAAGAGGAGCAAACGUUGCUUUCUUCCUUUCGUAAUAUUUGCAAGGAAAUUGCUCUGGAAGAAAUUGCAGAUAUUGACCUAUUAACAGAGCAGGCCAGCGAUCCACGGGCAAACGAAAACGCCGUUUUGCCAGUGGCUAUCCAUAAAAUUUCAGGAUCGGAGACCAAAAGAUGGACAGAAGGAGGAAACAACCACAAGAUCAUAGAACAGCUCGUCCAAGAAAUUCAAUCUUUCAAACAAGAUGUACGAUUAUCUGCGAAUAAAGUAUAA
Molecule: messenger RNA, 2855 nt
Organism: Cimex lectularius (bed bug)
Lineage: Eukaryota; Metazoa; Arthropoda; Insecta; Hemiptera; Cimicidae
Exons: 7
Coding region: 2259-2855 (198 amino acids)
Source: RefSeq, a predicted model, not a curated record